GCCGCCGCUGCAUCCUCGGCUCCCGCCCCGGAGCCCGAGUCUCCCGCGCCCCCAGCGCAUCCCCUUGCCAUGGCUGCGGUGGCGCUGAUGCCGGCGCUGCUGGUGCUACUCCUGCUGGCAUCGCCGCCCGCCGCCUCCGCGCCGCCCGCUCGCGACCCCUUCGCCCCACAGCUCGGGGACACACAGAACUGCCAGCAGCGGUGUCGCGAGCGCGACCCCGGCCCACGGCCCUUGCAGGCGGGGCUUCCGAGCCCCUCAGAGUCCCCGUAUGACAAGGCGGUGCUGAUCAGCGCUUGUGAGCGUGGCUGCCGUCUCUUCUCCAUCUGCCGAUUCGUGGCCAAGAGCUCCAAGCCCAACGCCACCCAGACUGAAUGCGAAGCAGCCUGUGUGGAAGCCUACGUGAAGGAGACGGAGCAGCGGGCCUGCCGCGAGGGCUGCUGGAGCCAGUCCCCUGAGCCGGAGCAGGAUCUUCAGCUGGAGCAGAAGAGAAAGGUCCUGGAAACUCCUAGUGGGGCCUUAUCCCUCCUGGACUUAUUUUCCACCCUCUGCAAUGACCUUGUCAACUCGGCCCAGGGUUUCGUCUCCUCCACUUGGACAUACUACCUGCAGACUGACAAUGGGAAGGUGGUGGUGUUCCAGACCCAGCCUGUAGUCGAGAGCCUUGGGUUCCAGGGGGGCCAUCUGCAGCGAGUGGAGGUGACCUGGAGGGGAUCUCACCCUGAGGCUUUGGAGGUGCACGUGGACCCGGUGGGCCCCCUGGACAAGGUGAGAAAGGCCAAGAUACGCGUCAAGACCAGCAGCAAGGUCAAGGUGGAGUCUGAAGAGCCGCAGGACAACGAUUUCCUCAGUUGCAUGUCCCGGCGCUCGGGGCUGCCUCGCUGGAUCCUGGCCUGCUGCCUCUUCCUGUCUGUGCUGGUGAUGCUGUGGCUGAGUUGCUCCACCCUGGUGACCGCACCAGGCCAGCACCUCAAGUUCCAGCCCCUGACCCUGGAGCAGCACAAGGGCUUCAUGGUGGAGCCAGACUGGCCCCUCUACCCUCCGCCAUCACACACCUGUGAGGACAGCCCCCCGCCCUACAAGCUGAAGCUGGACCUGACCAAGCUGUAGGCCUCGGUUGGCCCGAGCAUUGCCACGUUCAGAGGCCCUUCUGGCCUCGCUUGCCCUGCGCCUGGGAGUCCAAGGUCAGCGUGGGACCGUCCUUGGGCUUCCCUCCCCCAGUCCCAUCCCUCUCUCCACCAGGUCCUGGGGCACGAUGCCUGGCGGGGUGGGGUGGCCUGGCCCUGUUCCUCCAUCCUGCUUCUUUGGGGUCUGCUCUUCUUGUCCUUCAUCGUGUGGCUUUCUGAGUAUUUGAACCCGUUUUGUGUCACCUUUCUUCUUUCUCUCUCCCCUCUCUGGGGGGCUGAGGGCUAAGGGGAGCCACUUCCUAUCAGGGCUUCUCCCUUCUUCCCCUCCCUAGAGACCCAGCCCCCCAGGAGAGGGAGGGAGGACGUGGAGAGGGCUGACUGGGGCUGGAGAGGAAUAAACCAUGUAUAUAAAGGA
Molecule: messenger RNA, 1539 nt
Organism: Marmota monax (woodchuck)
Lineage: Eukaryota; Metazoa; Chordata; Mammalia; Rodentia; Sciuridae
Gene: Tmem59l
Product: transmembrane protein 59 like
Exons: 8
Coding region: 70-1107 (345 amino acids)
Source: RefSeq, a predicted model, not a curated record